Molecule: messenger RNA, 4035 nt
Organism: Amphiprion ocellaris (clown anemonefish)
Lineage: Eukaryota; Metazoa; Chordata; Actinopteri; Pomacentridae
Gene: ppp1r9bb
Product: protein phosphatase 1, regulatory subunit 9Bb
Exons: 11
Coding region: 224-2590 (788 amino acids)
Biological process (GO): actin filament organization; neuron projection development; calcium-mediated signaling
Cellular component (GO): dendrite; postsynaptic density; cytoplasm
Molecular function (GO): actin filament binding
Source: RefSeq, a predicted model, not a curated record
CGGGCUCUAGGACCCAGCGGCUGCUCCUCCAUGCAGCAGCAGCAGUCUACCAAAGGACCAGAAAUCUGCAGCUCCCGGAAUGAAGAGAUCAAAAUGAUGCUGCUGCCUGCAAAAAGGGAUUAAACCAUCGGGCGCCUCCUCGGUGGAGAACAACGCAGAUUUGGAGGUGGAACCCGGAGAGGACAUGAAGCCGCUGAGCAUCCGUAGCGACGCUUGACUGACCAUGAUGAAGACCGAAUCCACAUCCAAGAGCACCGGCUCUGGCUCCACUCUCCGGAGCCCAUCCCCGCACAGGAACGCGUACGAGGCGGGGAUGCAGGCCCUGAAGCCCGUCAAAGACAAUGCCGCCAGCGGGGACGUGCAGGAGGGCCCCCGGGGGCGCAGGUACGGCUCCAACGUGCACCGUAUCAAGAACAUGUUCCAGCAGAUGCAGACCACGGCCCCGGCGGACGCUGAGGGGGAGGAUGCGGCCAGGAACGCGGACAAAUCGGUGCGCCUCUCCCUGCCUAGAGCCGGCAGCCUCAACGAGAACGUGGACCACAGCGCGCUCCUGAAGCUCGGCUCCACCGUGUCCGAGCGCGUCAGCAAGUUCGACACCAAGCCGGAGAACGGCCACCAGCGGGCCUCGUCGCCCAGCUACUCCAAGCUGCAGGAGACGCGCCGCAUCUUCGAGCAGCAGCAGGAGAAGCAGCAGCAGGAGAAGCUGGCCACCACCAGGGUGCUGCUCAAGACCGACAAGGCCUCGGGCUUCCAGGACGGCCGGCUGGACGUGGUGGCGCGUUUCAACGGCAGCACCGAGUCCCUGGACAGCCUGGACACCAGCGAGGCGGUGUCCCCGACCGUCAGCCAGCUCAGCGCCGUCUUCGAGAGGGCCGCCGAGCUCCGGAACAACCUCCACCGCCUCUCCUCCACGCCCCCGCUGCCGUCCAGAGGGGUCAACGCCAAGGUGGGGGUCCUGAACUCCAAGAUCAUCACCAAGAGGGUCGGCUCCUUCGGGUCGGGCAACCAGGAGGACGGCGGUCAGAAGAACCAGGAGGGAGCUCAGAGGGGCACCAGAGGGAGGGUGACUCCCCCCUCAGAGGGCAUCAACGGGGGGCAGAGCGUCGAUCCGAACACCGAACUCUCCGGUGGCGCAGCAGAACCGAGAGAAAAGACAGUUUCGGAUGCAGGAGUGGAGGCCCGGGCUGAGGUCAACAAGCCCGACAUCCACAUCUCCGUGGAGAACGGAGGAGGAGAAGCCGAGAAGCAGAGCUGCUCGCAGGGAGACGGGGAGAAGGAUGCUGAGGAGGACGACAGGACUCUGAGGGACGACCAGUCGGGCCGGGACUCUGUGGAUAUCAGUACCUACAGCGCCGUGGGGGAGGACUUCGGGGGGAGCCAGAAGGACGAGGACGAGGACGAGGAGGACGACCGGUACGAACCCGAGUCCAGCUGCGUGGAGAUCUCCGGGCUUCCCGCCGAGGAAGACCCUCCGCCGUCGAGGAAGAUCCGCUUCAGCACCGAGCCCAUCAAGGUGUUUGCCACCUACCCCAAUGAGGACUACGACAGACGCAAUGAAGACGUGGACCCCAUGGCGGCAUCUGCUGAGUACGAGCUGGAGAAAAGGGUGGAGAGGCUGGACCUGUUCCCCGUGGAGCUGGAGAAAGAUGGCGAUGGUCUGGGUAUCAGUAUCAUUGGGAUGGGUGCAGGAGCUGACAUGGGCCUGGAGAAGCUGGGCAUCUUCGUCAAGACGGUUACAGAAGGAGGAGCAGCGCACAGGGACGGCAGGAUCCAGGUGAACGAUCUGAUUGUGGAGGUAGACGGGACCAGUUUGGUGGGAGUCACCCAAAGCUUCGCCGCCUCCGUACUCAGGAACACCUCAGGAACCGUCAAGUUUGUGAUCGGGCGGGAGAAGCCGGGCGAGCAGAGCGAAGUGGCCCAGCUCAUCCAGCAGACCCUGGAGCAGGAGCGCUGGCAGCGGGAGAUGAUGGAGCAGCGCUACAACCAGUACAUGGAUGAACAAGAGGGCGGGGAGUAUGGCACCGACGAAGAGGAGGAUGAGGACGAGGAGGCCAGUCCGCCGUAUCCCAGCGCCAUCGAGGUGUUUGACUUGGCGGAGAACGAGGACAUGUCGCCCCUGGAGACGGACCCUGAGAAGCUGGCCCAUAAAUACAAAGAGCUCCAAAUAAAGCACGCCGUGACCCAGGCCGAGAUCCAGCAGCUGAAGAGAAAGCUGCACCACGCGGAGCAGGAGAAGCAGCGCUGGCGUAUGGAUAAAGCCCAGCUGGAGCAAACCCUGCAGGAGAACAAGGAGCGCAUGGAGAAGCUGGAGGGCUACUGGAUGGAGGCCCAGAGCUUGUGUCAGGCGGUGGACGAGCACCUGAAGGAGACGCAGUCCCAGUAUCAGGCCCUGGAGCGUAAAUACAGCAAAGCCAAACGCCUCAUCAAGGAGUAUCAGCAGAAGGAGAUCGAGUAUCUGAAGAAGGAGACUCAACGUUGUGCACAAGUCGGGGCCGAGGCGUCUCUGCUGAAGGAGGAGUCGGGGCAACUUCAAGAGCAGGUGGCAGACCUGGAGUGCCGAGUGGAGGAGCUGAAAUCUGAACCUUUAUAAAAGCCUUUCUUCUUUUCUUUUUUUGUUUUUCUUCCAUUCCAUAUAACUGUAGAGGUUCACCAGAUGAAGGCGUGUUGUCGUACUGGCGAGGAACUGCAGGGUAUCUGGUUUCUGGUCGCAUUCUGUUUGUGUCCUCAGGCUUCGUGUUUCAGCCACUUAACCCGUUUUAACCGUGUUUUUCUGUUUAGGGAGGAGAACAGUUUUAUCACCACAAACACAGACUCUACUGUUGAGCUGUAGAUGUGCUGUUCCUUUUUUUUUUUUUUUUAAAUAUGUAUGAUUUUUCAGUAUUUAAUCCCUUAAUUUGUGGUUUUGUGACAGACCAGGCUGUUGCUUUUGAUUGCCAAAAAACAAACUCCUUUCUUUCUUUCGCCUAGUUUUGUGACCUUUUUCUUUUUUCUUCUGAGUUUGUACAGAUGUGAUACUGUGUGGUUUAACAAUCAGUUUGGUUUGUAAAAAAAUUUAAUGUGUAUAACAUUUAACAUAAGACUAAUGAGAUCGAGGGUUGUUGUAUAUUUUGCGUGAUGAAGAGGAGUGUAAAUUGGACGGAGAUUGCACUGGAGAAGACAUCGAACGCGGUGCUUCACUGGAACGAAAGGAAUUCAAACGGGAACACGUCGGAGGUUGUCUUUGUACAAACAGUAAAACCCGACCUUCAUAGGGAUCUUAUCACAUAACCUUGAGAACCACCUGCUGCCUACCUUUCAGAAGUGUUUGUGUAUUUUUUACACAUUUUAGGACUCGAUAAAGAGCGACCAAUCCUCUGGUUUCAACCCCUCACUCCUUCUUUCAAAAAGAAAAAAAAAGGACCACAGAAACAAGCCUCCAUGACUGCUGUGCCACAAAUGACAAUGGAUCUUUUUUUUUCUCCCCCUCUCUUCAAGUGGAUGUUGUCAAGGAACUUGUGUAACUGAUCAUUAGUUAGGACUACUGAUAUAAGAAACAUUACUGGACUGGGAUGUUGAAGAAUCCGUUACCAGCAGCUUAAGUUUUAGAUUUCCGAAGCUCGUCUCUAACCAGCAGCUGCACUUGACACCGCUGUGUGUAGCACAUGGAAAACACUGCCAGGUUUCUACCUGUUUCAGUUUACGCACAGUUUCAAAUGAAAAAUGAGUCUUACUUGUGUCAACUGUCAUACCAGUAUGUUUGUAUAGUUCAGGUCGGACUGAAAUAUUUUAAUUUUACUUAAUAUUUAUAAUAUAGUCAAGGUGGAAAUAUGAGCUAACAAAAGGACAAAAACUGACAAAAGCAAUGCAAAAAGUAACGUCCAAUAGACAGUUAUACUGUGUCAUGUAAAAAGCAGUAGUAGAUCUGGAUGACUACAAAAACAAAAUUUACUUAAUUGAAAAAAACAGGCAUGGUUAUGAGUAUUUUCAUAAUAUUAAGGCUUGUACAGUGCACAUGCUUUGCAUUGUAUGUUUUGUGGAAUAAAUGGUCAACAGUGA